Molecule: messenger RNA, 657 nt
Organism: Diabrotica virgifera virgifera (western corn rootworm)
Lineage: Eukaryota; Metazoa; Arthropoda; Insecta; Coleoptera; Chrysomelidae
Product: zinc finger protein 235-like
Exons: 3
Coding region: 1-657 (218 amino acids)
Biological process (GO): regulation of transcription by RNA polymerase II; central nervous system development
Cellular component (GO): nucleus
Molecular function (GO): DNA-binding transcription factor activity, RNA polymerase II-specific; RNA polymerase II cis-regulatory region sequence-specific DNA binding
Source: RefSeq, a predicted model, not a curated record
AUGCCACGUAGCAAGACUGGAAAAAAGCGAGAAACGAUUAAUCCUGAAUCGUUAAUGGGGGCUUUGGAGUCUAUAUUCCAUGAGGAUCCAACAAAACGUAUUAGCUGUAGACAGGCUUCCAAAGUUUUUAAGAUUAGCCGUGCUACACUUGCUAGAGAGGCCAGAAAAUUUCAAGAACCAGAAAGAGGAGAAUAUCACUAUUCUCAAUUCCGUGAAUACGGUACUUUACAAAAACACUCGAGAGUGCAUACAGGUGAAAAACCUCACAAGUGUGAAUUUUGUUUUAAGCAAUUUGGAGAAGCAGGUUCUUUAAAAGCACAUUUAAGGAUACACACUGGAGAAACACCUUAUCAGUGUGAAGUUUGUUCAAAACAGUUUGCUAAAAAAGUUCAUUUAACUGCUCACAUGACAGUUCACACCGGAGAAGUACUUAACAAGUGUGAAAUUUGUUCUAAGCAAUUCAUUACAGCACAUAAUUUGAAAGUACAUUUAUUACUGCACACUGGGGAAAAACCUUAUCAGUGUGACAUUUGUUCAAAGCGGUUUGCUCGAAAAGGUCAAUUGGCUGGUCACAUUACAGUUCACACUGGAGAAAAACCUUACAAGUGUGAAAUUUGUUCAAAACAGUCCCGUACUGCUGUUGAUAGGAUUACCUAA